This is a messenger RNA of Labrus mixtus (cuckoo wrasse), 4277 nucleotides long. RefSeq names its product eph receptor A2 b (gene epha2b). The transcript has 17 exons. Gene Ontology annotation, biological process: axon guidance; protein phosphorylation; cell surface receptor protein tyrosine kinase signaling pathway. Gene Ontology annotation, cellular component: neuron projection; plasma membrane. The coding region runs from base 95 to 3088 and encodes 997 amino acids. Lineage: Eukaryota; Metazoa; Chordata; Actinopteri; Labriformes; Labridae. Gene Ontology annotation, molecular function: protein binding; ATP binding; transmembrane-ephrin receptor activity. The record is from RefSeq and is a predicted model, not a curated record.
CACCUCAGAGCAGAGCAGGGUCCCGGCAGAGCCUAGGAGCACAGAGAGGGAGAGAGAGAGAGAGAGAGAGAGAGAGAAAGGAAAAGUUUGCAAAAUGGAUAUCUUCACAGGAGUUAGACCUUUAUUGUUUUCAUAUGUUCUUAUUAAUGGUAUUCUUAUUACACUGCAGACUAAAGAAGAGGUGCUUUUGGAUAUGAAGGCAACAGGAGGUGAACUGGGCUGGUUGACAUGGCCCUUAGACCAGGGAGACAAGCCUGGGUGGGAGGUCGUCCAGAGGACCCUGAACGGCUCUCAGUUCUACACCUACUCUGUCUGCAAUGUCGCAGAACGUGAGCAGGACAACUGGCUCCGUACGACCUUCAUCCAGCGACGUCCAGCGGCUUCACGGGUUUUUGUUGAACUCCAGUUCAUCGUCCGUGACUGCAACUCUUUCGAUGCAACCUCCCUGACCUGCAAGGAAACCUUCAACCUCUUCACGUCUGAGUCGGAUGCAGAUGUGGGCACCACCUUUCGCAAAGGCCAGUUCAAGAAGGUGGCCACCAUUGCACCUGAUGAGAUCACCAGCAAGAAUGAGCUACGCAUUAACACUGAGACACGAGUGGUGGAGAACCUGUCAAGAAAAGGUUUUUACUUGGCUUUUCAAGACAUUGGAGCCUGCGUGGCUCUUCUCUCUCUGAGGGUCUACUACAAAACUUGCCCAGCCACAGUGAAGAGCCUUGCAUCGUUCCCUGAGACUGUGGCAGGAGGAGAGAACCAGGCACUGAGGGAAGUUAGUGGGGUCUGCGUGGAGAAUGCCGUCAUUGAGGACUUGCCCCGCAUCUACUGCACUGUGGAUGGAGAAUGGGUGGUACCAGUCGGUCAGUGCCAGUGCAAACCAGGCUAUGAAGAUGUCAAAGACACGUGUCAAGAAUGUAAGCCUGGCUUCUUCAAAGCCGAAGCGGCCACUGACAACUGUGAGCCAUGUCCUGCAAACACCCAGAGGCUUGACUCAGGGGCCUCGUCAUGCCCCUGCAUGGAUGGCUUCUACCGGGCCCCAACAGACCCCCCUAUAGGACCUUGCUCAGGCUUCCCCUCUGCCCCACAAGACCUCAUUGCCACCACCACCCAGCUCUCCCCAGGGAACCUCCUCCUGUCCUGGAGCCCGCCUGAAGACACCGGAGGACGCAGUGACAUCACCUACAGCAUUGAAUGCCAGCGCUGUGAGGGCACUGUUUGUCAGCCCUGUGGAGAGAAAAUCCGCUACGAGCCGGCCAGCUCAGGCCUGACUGACACCAAGGUUUCAGUGAGCGAGUUGGACGCUCACCUCAACUACACUUUCACUGUGGAGGCCCAUAGCGGCGUGUCAGUGUUCGCCAGUCAGGCGAUGCCUCGUGCUAAUAAACCACCAUCCACCAGCUCCCUGACAACAUCUCUCCACUACACAGAUCCCCCAAAGAUUACCACGAUGCGACUGGUUGAGAAGACCUCCAACAGCUUGUCCCUUUCCUGGGACGUUUCCCCUCGACCAAGGGUCCAACUGCGACCCAUCCGCUAUGAACUAACCUACCGCAAGAAGGAUGACAACCUGGAUGUGACGACCUACACUGUGCUCAUACUCGAGAAGAAUUCGGUGACGAUCAAUGAUCUGUCUCCAGGCACAGCCUACCUGUUCAGGGUGCAGGCCCUCGGCAGCGACGGGAGCCCGGGAGGCUCCAGCAUGGAGGAACAGUUUGAGACCUCGCUUCAAGAGCGCCUCACUCAGAACAACACAGCAGUUAUCUUCAGUGCAGCAAUCGGAGGAGCAGCCAUGUUGUUCAUUGUGGUUGUGGUCCUAUUCCUCCGCAGACGGAAAAGAAACUCUCACACCAGGCAAGGACCAGAGGACACCUACUUCUCCAGCUCAGAGCAAUUGAAGCCUCUCAAGACCUACGUGGAUCCGCACACCUACGAGGACCCCAACACAGCUGUCAUGAAGUUUGCCACUGAAAUCCACCCCAGCCACAUAACCAAACAGAAAGUCAUUGGAGCUGGGGAGUUUGGUGAGGUGUACAGAGGUAUUCUGAAGGCUCCGUCAAGGAAAGAGGUGGCAGUGGCUAUCAAGACGCUGAAGCCGGGGUACACAGAGAAACAAAGGCAGGACUUUCUGAGUGAGGCCUCCAUCAUGGGUCAGUUCUCCCACCAGAACAUCAUUCGUCUGGAGGGGGUGGUGACCAAAUGUAAGGACUUCUUCAAACAUGCAAUGAUCGUGACUGAGUACAUGGAGAAUGGCGCACUGGACAGGUACCUCAGGGACCAUGAUGGUGAGUUCGGCUCCUUCCAGUUGGUGGGCAUGCUGCGUGGCAUCGCUGCAGGUAUGAAAUACCUCUCCGACAUGAGCUACGUCCACCGUGACCUCGCUGCCCGCAACAUCCUCGUCAACAACACCCUGGAGUGCAAAGUGUCCGACUUCGGCCUGUCCAGGGUGCUGGAGGACGAUCCUGAGGGGACCUACACCACAAGUGGAGGGAAGAUCCCCAUUCGCUGGACUGCUCCAGAGGCUAUAGCAUACAGGAAGUUCACCUCAGCGAGUGAUGUGUGGAGUUUUGGCAUCGUCAUGUGGGAGGUCAUGGCCUUUGGUGAAAGGCCGUACUGGGACAUGAGUAACCAUGAGGUGAUGAAGGCUAUCAACGAGGCCUUUAGGCUGCCGGCGCCGAUGGACUGCCCCUCAGCCGUUUAUCAGCUGAUGCUGCAGUGCUGGCUCCAGGAUCGCUCCAAGAGGCCUCGCUUUGGAGACAUCGUCAGCCUGCUGGACAAGUUACUGAGGAGUCCAGAAUCCCUGAAGACCAUCGCUGACUUUGACCCACGCGUAUCCAUCCGCCUGCCAAGCACCAGCGGCUCGGAUGGGUCCCCCUUCAGGUCGGUGUCUGAGUGGCUGGAGUCCAUCAAGAUGAGUCAGUACAGCGAGAACUUCACCUGUGCGGGGGUCGUCACCAUGGACCAGGUCUUACAGAUGAAGAACGAGGAUAUAAAAAACAUUGGGGUGAGACUGCCCGGCCAUUUGAAAAGAAUCGCCUACAGCAUCUUGGGUUUGAAGGACCAGACCAGCACUCUGAGCGUGUUUGCAGUUUGAUCCGCAAAAUGAAUGGGAAUGAACUUUUACUGCACUGAAGCAGGCGGCCCUUUGGACUCGAAGCAGAGCUGGAGCGGUACUGCCGGGGCGGCUUUGGAUCAGCAGGACCAACAGAACUAAGCCAUCCUGGGGCAGACUGAAUCAUAAUAACCAUCUGUACAUUUUUGAUUUCUUUAUCUUAUUCACACAGGAAAAAAAAAAGAAGAAAAAUAUUCAACAAUAGAAGAAUCAAGUAGACUCUGUAUAUUUAGAUAUUAUUAUUACCCAUGUCGUCUGUACAGAUAUGAUUCACUGCUCAUGCGUUUUUUUUUUCCCUUUAUUUCGCAUUCCUGCUUUAUAAAAAUCAACAAUCCAGCCAGUUCUGGGAACGGCUUCAACUUUACAACAUUGCACCCCGAGCUUUGACGCAUUCAGUAUCCAACGAGCAAGAGAGGCACAGCCAGCAUGAUAAUACAGAGGCAGAGGAGUCCCCGCCCCGGCUCAGGCUGUGGUUGCUGCUGAUGUCACAGCGUCUCUCUUUAAUUGGCACUUUGGUCCCUCUUCCUGUUGGAACAAUGAGGAUGGAGAAUUUGGAGGGCUGGGAUUAGCUUGAGCUGGCCCAAAGUUAAAGAGACUGUGUUUGCCAAGGUGUAUAAACACAGGUGGGCUGGGUGAUGCUUCUGGCCUUCUGCUGGGUCCGCGCAGAUAUUAAGCUAUAAUCAUGUAAAAAUGAUUCUUAUGAGAAAAGAGAGCAUAUAUAUUCGGUACUCAGUUUGUACAGAUUCACUUUUUUUUUUUUUUUUUUUUUUGUGUGUGUUGGGCAAUUCUUAAAAAAAAAAAAACCCAUUGUGAUUCUUUUUUAUAAUGUAGCACUUGGAUCAAGAAUCUCGUUGUCUUUGUUUGUCUCUGGAUGCAUCUUAAAAUCACACAAAAUCCUGAAAAAGAUGUAAAGGUUUGAACUGAGAAUGAAAUCAGUUUCAAUUAGAAAGAAUAACUUCUCUAAGAGGACGUGCAUCCGAUAUUUGAUUAAUCAGUUGUUUUCCAUGAUAACGUCUGCAUUUUGGUUGUUUUGUCAAGAUCCGGACUUCUCAUAUUCUUGCUGGUUUUCAUGUGAAAAGUUGAAAAUGUCAUUGUUGUUUUUUGAGAUCUUAAAAAAGGGUCUCAUUAUCACAAAAUAAUCGUUGUAGUUAUUUGGAGAGAAAAACAUAAA